CAGGCCAACAUGGCAAGGUGUUUGCAUCUCGGCUCCUUCCUUUUCACUAAGCUGGUCGAUACACCCUAUAUCUCAAUGGGAGUCAAAACUUACCUCAUUAAAACCUGGACCCCACACAGCCAAGGCAAAGCAAUCAGCAUCCACUCGGCCAUACACUCAGACUCUCAAAAUAACAGCUUGUCGGAGGAAAAAGUCACAAUACACUUUAUUAACCAAGAUGGCAUCAAAACCACCACUGCUGUCACUGAAGGACAGACCCUGUUAGAUGUUGUCGUAAACAAAAACUUGGACAUGAGUGGUUUUGGUGCAUGUGAGGGGACAUUAGCAUGCUCCACCUGUCAUCUCAUUUUUGACAAGAAAUUUUAUGAAAAGAUGGAAACAAUGGUGGAUGAGGAGAUGGAUAUGCUAGAUCUAGCUUACGGGCUUACCAAGACGUCCCGUCUUGGUUGCCAGGUGACAGUGCAGAAGUGGAUGGAUGGUAUGACUGUCCAAGUGCCCCAAGAGGUGAGGGACGCUGUGGGAUCUAAAGGCAGCCAGUGAUCCUUCAUGCAACCUGCUGCACCUCUCACCUACUGUACCAAGUCUAAUCAUCAUCAUAACCAUCAUCAAACAUCUCCAGGAACAUAUCACUCAGGACCACUCUGACAUGUAUUUACCCUUUGCCCUACCAAUCAAUUAGCUUCUGCUGUAGAAUCGGUUGUAGCAAUUAAAUAUUACCGGUACAUAGCAUAAUAAAUUGCCUGAAGUGGCAUGCAUUAAGAAGACAUUCCUGUAAUUAUAAAUAGCAAGUUAUUAGGUGUUACAAACAUUGCCUGUAGCUCUAUGACAUGUCACCUAGCUGGCUUUAUAAAAGGAAACCUUUAGAAAUAUGGAAGCACAUUAAAGUGGACCAGCUUUAUUCAGCAGAGCUCUGCAAAGUGUCUUCAGAAAGUAGUCACACCCAUUGACUUUUUCAAAAAAUGUGUUGUGUUACAGCCUGAAUUUUAA
Molecule: messenger RNA, 987 nt
Organism: Coregonus clupeaformis (lake whitefish)
Lineage: Eukaryota; Metazoa; Chordata; Actinopteri; Salmoniformes; Salmonidae
Product: adrenodoxin
Exons: 4
Coding region: 10-540 (176 amino acids)
Biological process (GO): P450-containing electron transport chain; positive regulation of oxidoreductase activity
Cellular component (GO): mitochondrion
Molecular function (GO): 2 iron, 2 sulfur cluster binding
Source: RefSeq, a predicted model, not a curated record